AUGGCUUGGCCUAACCCUUUCCGACGCAAGACGGCCAAUACGCGCGAUUGCUGGGGAUACACUUUCGAAUUGACUGACAAACACCUCACGCCCGAGCAAUGCGACCCGUUAAAACACUCCUACGACCUCCUUGGCGAACAAGUACUUGAUCGAUUGAACGAGAUCUCGCCACCGCAAGACAAACAGUUACCGCGCGGUAAUAGCCACUUCACAACGACUCCGAACAACGACACAGACCAGAAAGAGGUGCCAGAUGAUGCGCCCAGGGUACCACAAAGAGAUCUGUAUGCGAUUUUGAAAGACCAUGCAGACUCUGAUAAGCUCCUUCAACGCUUUUGGAACGAUGUCAACACUGUUCCCUCGUGGGUCGAUUGGGCUCAAAUACAGCGAGGGCAAGAUGUGUUCUACAGAUAUGGCGGGGCUAUGUUGACUGGCCUAGCAUACCAGAGUCUGUUGGGCGGGAUGGGAGCAGCACGGGUCGUUGAGACGCUCGCAAGGACAGGAGGCUUUUCGACUAAGGUGGCAAGACGAAGGCUCUUCGAGACGACACAGCACAUCUUACAGUGUACGAAGAGUCUGGAGAGCAUGCAGCCGGGUGGUGAUGGAUUCGCGUCAACGAUCAGAGUGCGCUUGCUUCAUGCUGCUGUGCGACAACGUAUCAUGAAGCUUCGGGCCGGAAGACCCGAAUAUUACGACGUAGAAGCUUGGGGCAUACCUAUCAAUGACCUUGAUAACCUGGCUACAAUCACCACGUUCUCCGCAUCACUGAUCUGGGUGAGCUUACCUAGACAAGGAAUAUUUUUACGAAAGCAAGAAACGAUCGAUUACAUCGCUCUGUGGCGUUAUAUCGGUUACGUGAUAGGCUGUCCUCCCGGGUAUUUCGAGACUCCUGCACAAGCAAAACAAUUGAUGGAGGCUCUAUUGCUCUAUGAAAUCGAUCCGACUCCGACAUCGAAGAUCAUGGCCAAUAACAUCAUCAAAUCCUUGGAAAGCCAACCGCCAGGGUACACUUCUGCGGACUUCCUCGUGGCUUCAGCCCGAUGGCUAAAUGGGAAUGAUUUAUGUGACGCACUUGGCUUGAGUCGGCCAUCUGUAUACUAUCAAGCAUUGGUGAUCGGCCAGUGUUUCUUCUUCUGCAUUUUGAGUUACACGUAUCGGGCGAUCCCUUUCCUGGACAAACGAAAAAUCGAGACACUGAAGUCUAUCUUCUACGCAAUCAUCGUGCACUCGAAGUACGGGUUGAAGGGCGAGGAGAGCACUUUCUCCUUUAAAUAUGUUCCAGAAUACUCGACGAUAACGGAGAUGGGGGAGUGCGAGGAAGAGAAAGCUUGUUUUUCGCCUGUAGAGAGCAGAAACCUCAAGAGCUUUGUGAUCGGAGUCAGUGUGCUUGCAGUCGGUGGAUCGGCAGCGGCAUGGUUUGCGUAUGAACUAGCGAGUCGUUUGCUGUGGUAG
Messenger RNA from Pseudocercospora fijiensis CIRAD86, 1452 nucleotides. RefSeq lists its product as uncharacterized. The record is from RefSeq and is a predicted model, not a curated record. Lineage: Eukaryota; Fungi; Ascomycota; Dothideomycetes; Mycosphaerellales; Mycosphaerellaceae. The transcript has 4 exons. Gene Ontology annotation, molecular function: oxidoreductase activity. The coding region runs from base 1 to 1452 and encodes 483 amino acids.